ACUGAUUAUAUGCCACAGGUAAAGUACCAUUGGUUAUCAAUCAACACAGUCAUGUUAAAAUAUUACCAUUUUAUAGUUUUAGCCUCUUUUGCAACUGGAAUUUUUGCAAAUACUGUUAUUAAUUGUCUUGUAGCCCCUAAUUGCACAGCUGUAAGAUGUGCAAGUCCCAAUUGCACAGAAGGGCAGAGACCUGUAGUCCAUCCUUGCUCAUGUUGCCAAACUUGUGAAGAUAUUGUCGAGGACUGUGGUUGCUCUUCAGAUGCUUGUUUUACUGUAAAAUGUGGAGUGAGGGGAGAAUGCCCCAAAGGCCAACAAGAGGCCAUGGGGGGUUAUUGCAACUGCUGUAGAGUUUGUAAAGCAUCUUGUGUGGUGCUAUGCCCUUUAAUAAAAUGUGCUAGUGGAUAUAGGAGUGUUAAACAUGGAUGCUGUAAUGCAUGUGUGAAAAUUGCUGGGUCAUGCGACAAAUGCACUUGUCUUAGAAAUGUUGCCAACAAUGUAACAUCAGUACAAGAAGCUAGGGUUUGUGAUUAUAAUCAAUAUUGUAUUGAAGGAAAGUGUGUAUCCUACUUGUAAUUAUAAAAAAUAAAAGCUGUAGUGAUAAUA
This is a messenger RNA of Brassicogethes aeneus, 603 nucleotides long. Lineage: Eukaryota; Metazoa; Arthropoda; Insecta; Coleoptera; Nitidulidae. The record is from the annotation of a GenBank genome assembly.